Messenger RNA from Eurytemora carolleeae, 1340 nucleotides. Its product is annotated as dynactin subunit 2-A. Gene Ontology annotation, cellular component: dynactin complex; cytoplasm; centrosome. Gene Ontology annotation, biological process: mitotic spindle organization. The coding region runs from base 38 to 1231 and encodes 397 amino acids. NCBI's taxonomy places the organism in Eukaryota, Metazoa, Arthropoda, Copepoda, Calanoida, Temoridae. The transcript is spliced from 13 exons. The record is from RefSeq and is a predicted model, not a curated record.
UCGUCAAAAGCCUCCCAUACUUGCAUAUUCAGAGAAAAUGGGCGGAACGAAGGGUCCAGGAAUAGAUCUUGAAAACUCGGAUGUUUUUGAAACAUCCGAGCAAACUGAAGCGGACCAGCAUUAUUUCCCGGAAACUGAUGAAUCGUCUGCUAGUAUUGAAACUAUACAUGUGUCCACUAACGAAGCCUUUGGAAGGUUUAAAGGCAGCCUAGUGGAUACUGCUAGUGUAGAUUUUUCUGAUCGAAUAAGAAAUACCAGAAGAAAAGGGUAUAUAGUAUGGAAAGGAGAAGACGAGAAUAAAAAAGAAGAAACUGUUGUGCAGAAAUAUCAACGUCUUAAUGCCGAGGUUCGUGAGCUCUCUGAGGAUAUCCAGGAAGCGCAGAGGAAUAAGGAUUCUUCUUUAGAAACCGGAACCUUGGAAUCACUUUCAUCCCAGGUUGAGUUGUUGCAUAAGCAUCUAGUUGAGAUAAGACUGGAGCAGGUUCUAGGCAAGGAAACCUUGGAGACAAUGACAGACCCUGAGGCUGCGGUUAGAAAACGUCUCCUUUCUCAACUCAAUCAGAUGAAAGAUAUACAAGUAGAGUUGAGGGCUGCAGACAACGCUAAUACUAAGAGUUCUGCACGGUUCAACUACAAUCUUAUGAUGAAACCAAGUACUUCUCGUCUGCAGGCGCAAUCAGGGAUCGCUAGACUGUCAGCUAGGAUUGGAGCACUGGAGAAACUAAUCGGAGACAAUCCUGAGGAUCUAUCCGUCCUCAAUAUGGAAACUGGCAGAAAGAGUUUGACCGAAGCUGUUUCUGUGCUCUCUUCCAAAACAACUAUCCUUGAACCAAAGAACUUAGAUCAUAUUGAAGGUCGGUUAGCUGUACUGCAUCAGAAACUGGAUAAUGAGGGAGAGCAGAGUGUAGAGGAAGACAAGACUGCGAUGGAUAAGAUCAAGGAGCUAGUAAAGCUGUCGGAUAAAUCUACUCAGUGGGCUGCUGAGAUACCAGAUAUACUGGACAGGAUGGAAGCUCUUAGUCCUCUUCAUACAGAGGCAGCUGAUUUAACUCAAUCCUUGCUAGAGCUUGAAACAGUUCAAACUCAGCUCCUAACCCAGCUCUCCAAUAAUUCUACUCUUCUCAAGGAGAUAGAGAAUAAGUUCCAAGAGAACCUGACAAACAUUGAGAGGAACUUUGAUAAUAUCGACUCCAGGGUUAAAGCGAUUCAAGCCAUCCAAACCAAGAAAUGAUCUGUGAUUUAUCUUUAAUUAUAUAUAUAUGUAUUUGCUAUAAAAUAUGUACAUUAUUCAUCUAUAAAAACUAACACUUAAUGUUGCAUUUAUAAUUCAUGAUUUCAGA